AGUUGGGACAAUUUACGGAGGUUUCUAUUACCGGAUAGUCGACGACAAUAACGAUAUGUAUACAGCUAAUAUGCAUUGCAUGCUAUUUUUGUGUCCUUUAGCGGAGUAAGGAGGAUAUCCAUGUAAAAUAAUUUUCUACUUAUUCGAGGAGUUUGAUGUAUUUCGCUUGAACAUUGAAGCUUAACUGAGAAACUACCCUCCCUAUUUGAACUGAGGAUGAUUUUUGCCAAUACUGGAAACCCACUAAGGACUCCGUAUCGCAAACAGCCACCUGUUGCCCCAUCGUCACAGCCCAUGGCUCCACCCAGCCCCAGCAACAGCAGCAGCAGCACUGCAGGCUGGGACCAGCUCAGCAAAACGAACCUGUACAUCCGAGGCCUGUCCCCCUCAACCACAGACCAUGACCUGGUCAAGCUCUGUCAACCGUAUGGCAAAAUUGUGUCAACAAAGGCCAUCCUGGACAAGACUACAAACAAAUGUAAAGGAUAUGGCUUUGUGGACUUUGACAGCCCUGCUGCAGCUCAGAAAGCCGUGGCUGCCCUGAAAACCACUGGUGUCCAAGCUCAGAUGGCAAAGCAACAAGAACAAGACCCGACAAACCUGUACAUCUCCAAUUUGCCUCUGUCUAUGGACGAGCAGGAGUUGGAGAAUAUGUUGAAGCACUUCGGCCAGGUCAUAUCCACUCGCAUCCUGAGGGACUCCAGUGGAGGCAGCAGAGGAGUGGGCUUUGCAAGGAUGGAGUCAACUGAAAAAUGUGAUGCCGUCAUUUCCCACUUCAACGGAAAGUUUAUUAAGACGCCUGCAGGUGUUCCGGCACCACCUGAACCUUUGCUGUGCAAGUUCGCCGAUGGUGGACAGAAAAAGCGACAAAGUCAGAAUAAAUUUGCCCUGAAUGGUCGCGGAUGGGGAAGAGACAGUGACUCGAGGCUGGCUGGAAUGACUCUCACAUAUGACCCCAGUGCAGCUGCUAUGCAAAACGGAUUUUUCCCACCAGCGUACAGUAUUUCAAACAGGAUGAUCGCUCAAGCGUCCAUGUCCCCUUACAUGUCUCCGGUUUCAACGUACCAGGUGCAGAACCCAUCCUGGUUGUCUCAUCAGCCCUACAUCAUGCAGCACCCGGGUACUGUGCUAUCGCCCUCUAUGGACCAUUCUAUGUCACUACAGCCUACUUCCAUGAUGACCCCUCUAGCACAGCAGAUGAGUCACCUCUCUCUGGGCAGUGCAGGGACGUUUAUGGCUGCCAACACAGCUAUGCAAGGAGCAUAUAUCCCGCAGUACGCACACAUGCAGACGUCAAAUGUUCCCGUAGAGGAAAAUGGCGCACAGUCACAGGUGGACUCAUCUGGCAAUCAUUCUCCAUAUUCCUACCAACAAACAAAGUAGUGCUGAGGCAACAUUUGGACAACAGCUAAAACAAUCAUGUCUACAAAUGCAACGGAUGCUGAGGAUCUUUUCACUGUUUUGCACAGGUUCUGCAAAUGUUUAAGUGAGACUAUUUUUGGUAUCAUUUUCAGAGAGAAUAUCUGAGUUCAUCAAAGGAUUUGAAUUAUAUAUAUUAAAAAGAAAAAGAAAAAAAGAUUUGAAAAAGUUUUAUUUUCAUACUAGAAAACGUUUAUUUUUUACCUAGGAUUGCCGCAGGAUACAAGGAUGAAUCAUGUGACUAGUUGUGACUCAAAGUGCAUGAUAGUAAAUAUGUCUUUUGUUAAUAUUUCCAGAUUUUUCUUUUCUUUUUCUGAAGACUUUUUUUUUUCCAGCCAGACAUUUUUGAAAAUGAUGUUUUUGUGCUUGCUGUGUGAGUGUUGCUAUGGUGAAGUGUUACGUGUUGUUAUCUUGUAAAGUGAUUUCUCUUAGUACUUUAGAUUGAUCUUGCUGUCUGAUUUUAAAAAAAAAUGCCUUCAUAGUUUUGAUACAGUAGUUGUACAAACCACCACAGAGCAGCAAUAAGCAAAAAAAGUUGAGCGCUAUUGCCUUGGAAAUUAGCUAUGUAGGGCUUUUUUUUUUUUUUUUUUUUUUUUUAAAGAAAUCAAUGUGUUUUUGCUUUUCCCCCUCCAAAACUGAUAGAAAAGUAGAAGACAUUUUUAGAGAAAACGUUUUAAAUGACUCCACAUCUGAUGAUUUUAUUGGAUGUAAUAUUUAUUAAGUAAGAAGACCUUACAUGUUUCUGGAUGUUGGAAUGUUUUACCUUUUGAAUCUUGCCUUUUUGAUUACUUGGUGUUGUAGAAUAGAUGAAAUUGAACUUGGUGGGGUGGAGGAAUGAGAAGGGGGCAAAUGUUGUGUGUCGGUUGUGUUUUUGUCUUUUUGGGUGAUGUAGAUUGUUAUUUUGAUGGUGUCUUUUUCACUUUUAAUUGAAAAAAUAACAGGAAAACAUAGACUUAUGAUUGUGCAAAAAAAAAAAAUCAUCAAAGCCUUGUAAUAGAGCAAAAGUUCAGUAAGUCAGGGGGGGUAAAAUGAGAUGAAUAUGUUUACUUUAUUGCACCUCGCUCUUUGAUAGGAAACAAACAAACUAGGCACUUUCAAUUGUAGUUUACUUCACCAAAGAUUGUGAGCUAGUACACUGAGGAAAUCAUUUGUCUCUUUAACCAGGACACAAGUGACUCUGCAAACUAGAUUGCAGUUUGGACAGUGUGCCUUUUUUAUACAAUUACAUUCAAUUUUCAUAGGUAAUAGUACAGUACGGACACAAACAUGAAGGAAGGCCUGGAUCCAACAAGUGCCACAGAUUAAUUUCAUACUUAAAAAAAAAAGGAAAAUGCAACAUAAAAGAAAAGAUUAAAAAGAAAAUAAAUGUAAGAUAUGAAAAGACAGUGCUAUGAGCUUUUUUAAAACAAAAAAAAGGCAGAUAAUUUUUGGAUUAUAGUGGAUUAAAGCAGGCUUUUUGAUUAUGGUAUCCUCCAGUGAGCCUGUGAUUCGACCUGGUGGUCAGUCAGACCAGUUAUCUACCUCAGAGUUUUCGUUCUCCUCUGUACUAGGUCGGGUUAGCAGGUCCAGCCCGCCUUUCCAGACCAAAUGCCACGCUCAGGAGCUGGCCACAUACAGCUGUUUCCUUAUGGGUUGUUUUGAAUAUUUUCUGAUUUCCUUUAGACCUAUUUUUUUAUGAUGUGUUAUUGUAAUCAUUAGGGUGGGCGACAACAUGUUUCUACUCAUGUUCACACAUUUAGUUUUUUUUUUUUUAAAGGGGUGCUGCUUUCACGGCAAUAGAUUCCAGAUUUAAAGACCAACAAUGACAACAAAGUGUCGUGGUGUUCACUGGAUCUGUGCUCCUUUAAACAAACGUGUUCGUUGCUUUGUCGAGGGUCGAGACAAACUUACAGCAGCAUUUCCUCUGUGUGCAACACAUGUAAAGGGCCUCUGUGAUUAUACUUGAGAUUUCUGUGUAAUGCCUAAGACUGAGAAGUAAUACUGUCUUGUGAGGUUAAAGCUGCUAGUGGUGUCUGAACCAAGUGCCAUAGUAUCUGGGUCAAGAGUUGCAGAGGUGCACAUAAGAAAAAAAAUACCCAUAUAAAUAACCACCAUGUUGAACAGUCAUUAAGUUAUAUGAAAAAAGUUCUAAUUUAUGAAGAUUGUUGUACAGACAGCUUGAGGAAAUAAGAGAUUUUCAUAGAGCUAUAUGAAAGUUUAUUGUUUUUAAUUUUUUUUUUUUACUUGUGCCACAAAAUUGCCAGUGGUAACUUGUAUGUACAGUUUAAGGAAUCUUUCCUCUGUAUUUUGUUUUGUAGUGUUUGUUAAAGCCAAAGACUUUUGUUUUCUCAGUAGAAUGUUUAUUCUUUACAUUUCUUUGACAUUUUUGAAUAAAAUUUUCAAAUUUUUCAACUUUUAA
Messenger RNA from Centropristis striata (black sea bass), 3817 nucleotides. It is a transcript of the gene rbms1b, whose product is annotated as RNA-binding motif, single-stranded-interacting protein 1. Lineage: Eukaryota; Metazoa; Chordata; Actinopteri; Perciformes; Serranidae. The record is from RefSeq and is a predicted model, not a curated record. Gene Ontology annotation, cellular component: cytosol; ribonucleoprotein complex; nucleus. Gene Ontology annotation, molecular function: poly(U) RNA binding; poly(A) binding; mRNA 3'-UTR binding. The transcript is spliced from 13 exons. The coding region runs from base 217 to 1383 and encodes 388 amino acids.